Spathaspora passalidarum NRRL Y-27907 is the source of this 2889-nucleotide messenger RNA. RefSeq names its product Vps52p (gene VPS52). Gene Ontology annotation, molecular function: syntaxin binding. Gene Ontology annotation, cellular component: GARP complex. The transcript has a single exon. NCBI's taxonomy places the organism in Eukaryota, Fungi, Ascomycota, Pichiomycetes, Serinales, Debaryomycetaceae. The record is from RefSeq and is a predicted model, not a curated record. Bases 22 to 1881 code for a protein of 619 amino acids. Gene Ontology annotation, biological process: endocytic recycling; Golgi to vacuole transport; retrograde transport, endosome to Golgi.
AAACAAGUAAACACACAGCAGAUGUCAGCAUUACAGUCCCUUAAACGAAUAAUUCCUUUAGAAGGGACCAUCCAGCAACAGGAUAGUCCUGAAGUAUUCUCCCAUGAUAAUAUUGUCCAAUUAUUAAAUGACAAUUCAAUUGACCACCACCCACAAUCACUUGAACAUUUACGGUUGGCGUUGCAGGAGCAACCCGACACCAAUGUGGAUAAAUUAAUAGAAUACAUCUCCAAGUUCGAAUCAUACGACGCACAAAUCAAACAUUACAAGACUAAGCUUGAACCCGUGGGUGUAAUUUUGAAUGAAUUCAACAAUGAAUUGGCUAUGUUAUCUUCGAGUUUAGUAUCAUUGGAACAACAAUCAACUAAACUCUCCAAAGAUUCUAAAUUACAAACUAUAAUAACAGAAAAACUCAAUCCUGUCGUGUUAGAUUUAAUGAUUCCACCAGAUAUUGUCAACAGUAUAAUCAAAGAACCGGUUGAUUCUAAAUUUCUUGAUAAUUUGAAAUUCAUAUUGGAAAAGAGACAGCUUAUUGUUAAUAUCAGGAGUGGCAAUACUGAAGCUUCAAUUGCGGAACUUUAUCAGGACUCAACCGCCUUGUCCCAACUUGAAGCAGGUGUGACUCUCCUUGAAAGUAAAGCAGUAGAACGUAUACGAGAUUUCAUAAUCACCCAAAUUAGAAUGUUGCGAUUAUCUUCCAAAGCAUCGUCACAACACAUACAACAAAGACUUUUAGAGGUUAAGGAGGCGUACUAUUUCCUUACAGCUCAACACAAAGAACUCGCUCAGCAACUACGAUUAGCAUAUAUCUAUACCAUGAAAUGGUAUUAUCAAAGUAAGUUUGCUAAAUAUUUAUAUGCUCUUCAGAAAUUGCAUUUACGCCCUGUUGAUAUAAGUAUUGUUCUUGGUUAUUCUUCCAAAGAUGAAAAUCACAGCAUGUUCAGCACUAGCUCGUGGAAAGGUUGGAUGCCCUCUACAAGCAGUACGCUUCAACCGCUGACAGGACCAGGACAACCACAUCAUACCCAGCUUUCCAUUGGUGAAUAUUUACUUUCAUUUGAGAAAAGAAUUGAAGUUCUAACUGUCAAAGGCAAAACAGCAGUACCUUCCCAAAUUGCUGAAACAUCGCCAUUUCCUUACUGGACUGAGUUUGUGUAUAAUCAAUUCUUGAUGGCAAUUAUGGAUAAUGUUGUUGUGGAAUAUCUUUUCAUGGUUGAAUUCUUCUACCAAGGAAACGAAAAAUUUGAAAAGGAAGGUGAUAAGGAGUGGGCUGAAAUUAUGUUUGAAAGCGUAUUCGUAUUAGGUAAAGAGUUUUUGAAUUGGAUAAUGGCUGUAAACACCCUGGUGUUGGAUCCUGUCAACUAUGAUUCGUUUGGAAUUAUACUUAUCAUCAAACUAAUUCAAGAAUCACAAAAUAGGUUACACAAUGAAUAUCAUAUCCCUAUUCUUGAUGAAUAUCUUAACUCGUGUUUACUUGCGUUAUGGCCCCAGUUUACGAGAGCUAUUGAUGCAAAUUGUGAAUCCAUGAAGAAGGCAAUAUUAAGAACCAAGAAAAUUACUGGAUUGGCUCCAUUGAACAUUACCCAACAAUUUGCCCAAUUCUUACUGGCAUUACUUCGACUUACAAUUCCCAACAAAGACUACCACGGUGAGCCGUUGUACACAUCGGUUGGCCGUUUAUGUAAUGACUUUGAAAGCUGUCUUACAAAAUGUAGUAACCAUGCUUUGGGUAACAAAACUACAGAAAAGGAAAUAUUCUUGUACAAUAAUUACUUUUUAAUUGUUAAUAUCUUGACUAAUGAGAAUGUUGAAUCCAAUGAAUUUAUAGAAGAACAGAUACUGCAUUUCCAAUUACUUACAGAUGCAUAUAAGAAACAUUAAAUAUCACAUAUUUUAGCAUACAUUCCACAUAAUUGAAGAUAUGUAGAAACCCCUUCCAAAAUUCUCAUAUGAACAAAUCCAAUUUCUUUAAUUACAUCUAAUCUUGUUUGUUCGUUGAUAUCAGGAAUAGUUUUCGCAACUUUAAAUGUCAGUGUAACGAUAUCUAUAGCAGAAUAACCCUUGGACCAAAGUGAAUCAAGCAAUUCCAUUGCCUUGUCCAAAUCUUUAUCCUUUACACAACUUAAUAAGAUAUUUUGGAUAACAAGUGGAUGAGGUUGAUCAACAAUUUUGAAAACAUUAACAUCAUUAACAAACCCAAACCCUGCCACUGUACUUUGAAGGUUGUUAAUUGCCUGUCUCAUAUCACCUUCUGCUGUAAAUAUUAAGGCUUGUAACCCUUCACUAUUAUAUUUAACUUCUUCCAUCUUGGCAAUUUCUAAUAACCUGGCCAACACUUCUUCGUCGGCUAAUUUAUUAUAUCUCAAUAUAGCACAACGUGAUUGCAAUGGCUCAAUAAUUUUCAGGGAUUGAUUACAAGCGAAUGCAAAUCUUGUACUAUUUGAAUAGAUUUCCAUAGUUCUUCUCAAUGCUUGUUGAGCACCAGGAGUCAUAGAAUCAGCUUCAUCCAAAAUAAUAAUCUUGUGUCUUCCUGGGGGAAGAACAAUCUUGGUCUGGGCAAAUUGCUUAAUCUUGUUACGAACAACAUCAAUACCACGAUCAUCAGAUGCAUUCAAUUCAAGAGUAGCUUGGUGAUAAUAUUCACCUAAUAAUUCAUGAGCAAGACAGUGUACUGACGUGGUCUUACCUAUACCUGGCAAUCCCGAUAUGAUCAUGUUGGGCAUAUUACCGUCCUUGGCUAUAAUCUUUAAUCUUUCCACUGUUUCUUCAUUUCCAACAAUGUCUUGUAAUUUGUAUGGUCUAUAUUUCUCUACCCAUGGCAAUUCAAGUGUUACUUUUGUUCCUGUGGACAUUGCUAACUCUGGUUGUCAAAGUGAUUGUAAAAGAAAU